Molecule: messenger RNA, 2694 nt
Organism: Psylliodes chrysocephalus
Lineage: Eukaryota; Metazoa; Arthropoda; Insecta; Coleoptera; Chrysomelidae
Source: the annotation of a GenBank genome assembly
CAUCACGUGAAAUCAUGAAUAAUUGAUUAAAUUUAAAAAUUUUAUGUCGAACACAAUGAAAAUAUUAUUUAAAAAGAAUACUAUUUCGAAUAAAAUAGCGUUAUAGAUGGAAGAUGGAAGCCUAUGUCGCAACCCCUUUAGAUGUACGAAGUACGAACCCUUCCCACUUGACAGGUCGUUGAAAUUCAUUGAUAUUUAUGUUUUGUGAUUUUUGUUUACGUUGACUUCUAGAUGACAUGGAACAUGAAAUUGGAAAAUAAAUAACCUUACUUUUAAUUUAACAGGGCAUAAAAUAUUUUAAAUUUAAUAAUUUUUGUUUCCCUAGGCCUAAUUCCCGAAUUAGUUUUCAUCUUCGAGUAUAUAUAUUUUCUUUAAUUUCAAUUAUACAGUGAUUAUACAUAUUUUUAUUUUGGCGAACAGUAAAAAAAGGACUAAUUAUGGAUAUCAGUUCAUUCUCAAACGAAGAUUUUAAUACCAAAAACUGGAUUAAUAAUAUCCUCAAACAAAUAGAAAAAGAGAAAGAAGCUAAUUACACCAUGUCCUUGGUAAUGAAACUUCAACUUUAUGUUCAACAAGUCAAUAAUGCAUUAGAAGACACAAGCCAGCAAGUAUUGGCUUCUUUACCAAAAAUUAUGAGAGAUGCAAAGAAUCUGCAACAGGAAGCAUUAUUACUGAAACAAAAAAUGACUGCUGUGAGAGCUGAAAUUGAAAAAAUUGAACAUGAUACUGGCCAAUCGAUUAACACCAUUGAACAAUUGGAUUCCAUGCAAAAUAAAUUGAUAUUAGCAAAACAAGGUCUUCAUGAAAGUGAUAAUUGGACGAUAUUGGUUAAUGACCUAGAAGAAGUGUUUGACUCUAAAAAUAUAGAAACAAUAUCAAACAAGAUAUUGGGAAUGCAGAAUUCCCUUAAGUUGCUAGUUAAUGUAGCAGAUUUUGAAAACAGAAGAUUACAAUUGGAAGGCUUAAAAAAUAGGUUGGAAGCUAUAGCAAGUCCUUCUAUAGUACAGGCAUUUAACUCUCAUAAUACAGAACAAUCUCAAAUUUAUGUUGAAAUAUUCACAUCUAUGGAAAGGUUACCACAGCUUCUGAAAUAUUACCAAAAAUGUCAAAAAAAUGUUUUGCUAAAGAAAUGGAGACAUCAGUUGGAAAUUGAACAAGACGAAUCGACCAUUCAAUGGAUCCAUAAUUUUUACAACCAUCUAUUAUCAAAUUGGCACACUCAAUAUCGUUGGUUCAAUCAAGUAUUCAGUGGAGUAUCAGCUCUACAAACUUUAGUAGAUAUUUACACUGACGUUUUAACUUCUUUGGAUCCUAGUUUAAAUGAAUGUAUUGAUGCUGCAUUGAAACAAGUAUCUGAUAAGUUGAAUUUUAUAGGAGAAGUCAAGCAAACUACAACACAGUUUAGGGAUAGUUUAUUGAACAUAGUGGAUCAAACUGUCCAAAUAAAACCGAAUUCAGAAGAGCUGCUCAAUCUACAGAAAGCCAUAUUUAGCCAUUUGGUAGUAUACGUAAACAAAUAUGCAGCAUAUGAGCAGACGAAUUUGAUGAAGCAUCUUGCUUCAUUUAACUGUAUGAAAGACGAGUUACCGGAUACCAUUCAAGCUUUGGGUUUCAGUAUAUCAUCUGCGAUCGAUGUUUGCAGGGAAGCAAAAAGGAGAUGUCGUGAAAUUACUGAAAAUUGUGGUUAUUGCGGCUUGUUAGUUGCUUUGAGGGCGUUUUUGUUAGGAUAUGCAGAUUUUUAUAGAGUAGCUUUGAGACAAAUCGAUAGAAGUAAAAGGUCUGAAGAAGAUUGGAACAUUUUCCAACUAUGUCUCUCCUUAUUACAAAACACGGGCGAAGUAAUUUUAAAAUUACAACAAUUUGAAAAGGAAUUGACUAAUCAAGUACUAGAUUUGAAUCAAAAAGAUGUUGUCCAGUAUAAAGCUUUGCUUUUAAAUCAUUCGGAUCUUAAAGAAUUCGAUUCUCUGGUCAAAUGCGUUACAGAAGGGACACAGUUGUCACUUCUUGAUUCGGUUACUACGGAGUUUUCGAAACUAUGUAUCGAUAUCCACCACACGACUUAUCAAGUAGUUUUUGCACCGAUUUCGGUACAUUUAGAUAUUGUACAGAACGCGCAGACUUGGAGCCAGUUUGAUGGAUCCACCAUGCAUGAUUUACCGGAUUACAGUUUUGCUCCACAAGAGUAUAUAACGCAGAUUGGUCAGUAUCUUAUGAUACUUCCUCAGCAUAUCGAGCCGUUUUUGUUCAAAGAAAACCCAUCAUUGGCAUGCGCAUUAAGGUCUGUAGAUCAGGAAUAUAGCAACGCGCCCGAAGGUGAAGGCACAUUGGCUCAAGUGUUUCUCGAAAUCAUUGCUAGAGGCACGUGUCAGCAUUUCUGUGAUAAGAUCCUGUCGAUUUUUGAAUUAAGUCCUGCUGCAAGUCGACAAUUGGCGCAUGAUAUAAGCUAUCUUCAAAACAUUUUGGAGGAGCUUGGAUUAUCCCUAUCUGAAAAUCUUCAACAAUUAUCGAUACUAUUAAAAUUGCCUACAGACCUGUACCAAUCACAAAGCAGUGGCUGUUCUGCAAGGUUAGUUGCUGCUGUAAGGCAGAUGAGAAACAUAAAGUCAUCAAAUUAAAAAAUAAUUUCUAUAUCUAUGCGUCUAUUUAAUAUUGUUAAAAAUAUAUAAGAAUAAAUAUUUAUCUAUAUGGGUGCUG